ACAUUACGAAAUAAAGAAAAAUUGCCAAUAUAUGAUGAUAUAGAGAAGGACAUUGAUAGAUGUUACCCUGAUCAUAUUCACUUUCGGGAAAAAGGAUUUGGACAAGAGGAUCUUUUUAAUAUAUUGAAAGCGUAUGCACAUUAUGAUACAGUAGUAGGGUAUUGUCAGGGCAUGGGUCGUCUAGUUGGAAUGAUGUUAAUGCAGAUGCCUGCCGAGGAUACUUUUUGGCUCCUUGUUGCUACAAUUGAAGAAUACAUGGGUGGUUACUUUGCUCCAGAUUUACCACAAAUUAAAGUAGAUUCUCGAAUAUUUGAUUUGCUAUUAUACGAACAUGAUCCCAAGUUGGCGCAGCAUUUUAGAAAUGAGUCUGUUGAUCCAAUCCUUUACAUUCCAAAAUGGUUCUUGACGAUAUUUACUAUGGUUUUACCAUGGGCAUCAGUUCUUCGCGUAUGGGAUGUAUUUUAUUUCGAAGGUGUCAAGCUAUUUUUCAGAAUUGGAUUAGCAAUCUUAAAUUGUACACGAGAUUAUAUAUUGAACCAUUGUCCAACAAUUUCAGAAAUUCUAGAAUUUUUGGGUUCAAUUCCACACGAACUAUUAACACCUGACUUACUUUUAGAUGCUGCCUUCAAGAUUAAACUGAAGCGCAGUACAAUAAAGAGAUUGACUAAAAAAGCAUCAGAAAAGAAUGAAUCAGAUAAGAAAGUGAAAAUUGAAGGAAUUGAGUUUACAUUAAUUGGUGAUGUAAAAAAAGGCUGA
Dentiscutata heterogama is the source of this 756-nucleotide messenger RNA. Lineage: Eukaryota; Fungi; Glomeromycota; Glomeromycetes; Diversisporales; Gigasporaceae. The record is from the annotation of a GenBank genome assembly.